Xiphias gladius (swordfish) is the source of this 1558-nucleotide messenger RNA. RefSeq names its product RUS family member 1 (gene rusf1). Lineage: Eukaryota; Metazoa; Chordata; Actinopteri; Istiophoriformes; Xiphiidae. Bases 190 to 1482 code for a protein of 430 amino acids. The record is from RefSeq and is a predicted model, not a curated record. The transcript has 14 exons.
GGAAUCCCCAAACUGUGACGCGGAGAUAAACACGGAAGCACCACAAAGAAAACACGACUCGUCGGCUGGGUGCCUCAAAACGUCUGUGCGGCCGAAAUGAGCCUUGGUUAAGUAAUAUUCCAGUGGAUUUCCACAAACCGCAGUGUCGUUCAGUUUGUUAGUUUGGCCACCACCCAUCUAGCAGCCUAAAUGGAGAACGAUAGCGCUGUGGUUCUGGCCACAGAGAGAUACGGCAGUGCAGGGUCCUGGAGGUAUUUUGCAAAGGGUGAAGUGGUGGAGAGGAGGAGGGAUUGCAGUGAAGGGGAAUCAAGAGGAAACUCUGUUGUUGGAGUUUUUAAAAGUGUGUUUCUGCCUCAAGGCUACCCAGAGAGCGUCAGCGACGACUACCUGCAGUACCAGUUUUGGGAUACGGUGCAGGCUUUCUGCAGCUCCCUGACAGGGACUCUGGCCACUCAGGCCUCUCUCAAAGGAGUCGGUGUUGGAAACCAAGAGGCGACAGUGGCUGCGGCCACAGUCACCUGGUUAUUAAGAGAUGGAACUGGCAUGUUGGGAAGAAUCCUCUUUGCCUGGCGGAAAGGGAGUAAACUGGACUCCGAGGCCAAAAAAUGGAGGCUUUUUGCCGAUGUUCUCAACGACAUCGCCAUGUUCAUGGAGAUAUUGGCUCCAUACUUUCCUGCUUGCUUCACCUUGAUUGCGUGUACUGCAGGGAUAUUCAAGUCCAUUGUUGGAGUGGCAGGCGGAGCGACCAGAGCUGCUCUGACUGUUCAUCAGGCUCGCAGAGACAACAUGGCGGACAUCUCUGCCAAAGAUGGCAGCCAGGAGACUUUAGUGAAUUUGGCUGGACUGCUGAUCAGUUUGAUACUCAUUCCCCUCGUCACUAAUAACCCAGUACUGACUCUCAGCCUCUUCUUCCUCUUCACUGUCCUCCACCUCUUUGCCAAUUACAAGGCUGUGCGUUCGGUUGUCAUGGAAACCUUCAAUGAGGCACGGCUUUCAAUUGUUUUGCAGCAAUACCUGAAAGACAAACGGACCCUGAGUCCACUAGAGGCCAAUCAGAGAGAGCCAGUUUUCUUGGAGUUUAAGAAAACCGUGCCAAUCAAACUUGGAGUGAGGCUACAGGAAGUUGUGCAAAGCCCAGAGGAAUUUCAGUUGGCUUUGAAGGAAAACAACAUGCCUUACCUCUUAGGUGUGAGAAACGGGUGCAUAUGCGUUUGUUUGGGGCCAGAAGCAUCAGUACAUGAUGAAAUCAGAGCGAUGUGCCAGGCUGUGUGGAUCAGCAGCACGUUGAGCCCUCCAACUUCCACAGAGCCUCCUACUCAACAACAGCAAAGUAACUGGGAAAUGGUGCAUGAGAGCCACAAGCUGAUGGACACAAUUUUCAAUCCAUUUCUCAAAGGUGUGGAAGCUGCGGGAUGGGACAUAAAACGAACUCUGCUGGACUGGGAUGAGUGGAGGGUCGAGUGGAAAUCUAAAAGCAGCUGAGCUGUUUGGCAUCUGCAGCUAAUACUCAUUGUUUAUAUCACAUUGUUUAACAUUUAUUAAACAAUGAUAUUUUUAA